Molecule: messenger RNA, 525 nt
Organism: Effrenium voratum
Lineage: Eukaryota; Dinophyceae; Suessiales; Symbiodiniaceae
Source: the annotation of a GenBank genome assembly
AUGCCGGAAAAAGAGAAAUACCUGAUGCUCAAUUCACGCGCCGCUGGCCAGUUUGCAACAAAAACUUCGACCGUCCUGGCCGUGCUUUUCCUGUCCGGACUGGCACACGCCGAUGACUGGACCUUCAUGGAUGACCGGUCGAGUCCACAGAAGCUGGUUGAAAGCUACUAUUUCGCCAUCAGCAACGGGUAUUACGUGCAGGCCUACGGUUAUUUCCAGAAAAGUUCGGCUCCACAGAAUUUCGAAACCUGGGCCAAAGGCUAUGCGGACACCAAAACGGUGAGCGUGAAAUUCGGACCUACGGAACCUGACCCGGGUGCCGGACAAAUCUACUGGGCCCUGCCGGUGGCAAUCGACGCCAUACAGACCAACGGCAAGAGCAAAGUCUUUACCGGGUGUUACAAGAUCCACAUGAUCAAUCCCGGCAUGCAGAGCGAUCCGCCAUAUCAGCCAAUGGGGAUCGUCUCCGCAUCGCUCAAGGAAACCAAAGAGUCCUACAAGAACGCACAGCCCGGCAGUUGCUGA